AGUGCCGGUUAUUUACCAGUUGCCCAUGCCGUGAAAUGUUGUGAAAAUGUUGUCUGUAAAGUUAAAUAGGGUUUUCAGAGCGUCUCAGCGUGUGUGUACCAAGUAUGUGAAAAGGAAUUUAUCAACAUGUCAUUUCUUUAAACAUGAAUUCAUGUACCAGAAAGCUUUAAAAAGUAGUAGGAAAUUCGUGUCCGGACCGAGACGCAGUGCACCAAUUAAUUGUCAGUGUGUUUCCAGCUUUCUUUUCACAACUCAUAGUCUACAUACUCACCACGGGGAUUGUCGCGAUAUUGUAGAUUUAGUGGAGUGUGGAGGGAACCCGCUGCCCUCAGAAUUAGGACUAUGUACAUACACUCCCAGCGGGGCGUAUCUUUAUCUGCUGGAAACCAUACACGAAUCUCUAGCCAUUGACUGGCAGCUGUCUAUUGUUUUAAGUUCUAUGUUAAUAAGGUUAAUGCUGAUUCUGUUAAUGAAGAAUUCUAUCUGGGAGAAGAGAGGUGAAUUUACAUUGAGAAUCCUUAACUACAGUCAGUUGGUCGUAAAUGAGAAAAAGUUGGCAGGAAAAGAUUACCAAGAUAUGCAGAAACUAAAGAACAGCUCAUACAAUAAUGGUCCUGGCUUGGCAUUUUACUUUUUUAUAAGACAACAAAUUAGUGAGAUAAUUUCUGCUGUAAUUUUUUCAAAGAGUAUAACCACACUACAAGACUUAAUGGGUAAAAGUUACAUCCUGCCAACCUACGGUCAGGAAUACGUACCUUUGUGCAUCGCAAUGUUCCUCCUCAUUAUAUCUCCCAGUGUCACCCAUAGACUUCAGUCAGGGACCAUCUUCUCUAAAGAAGAAAUUCCAGUUUUUGUGUUCAUCGUCUUCUUAUUUGUUGUUAUUCCUAUGGAAUUAAAGUUAUUCUUGUUACCAAUGUAUUCUGUGUCUGCUGUGUUCAAGUUAGUCAAAAGGUACCGACAUACUGGCUUCCAGUCCUAGGAUACAUUGUGGUAUUCAGUCCCAAGUCUUUCAAACUGUACCUUGUGAAAAAUGUGACAUUUUCAAAUCAGUUGUAUCAAAUGCUCGAUCAUCUCUUCAUCCCAGAGCCUGUUGGAAAGUUGUAAAAGCUGGAGUCGGAAGCUCGGUGUGUUUGGGAAAGUGGAGAGCUGGUGGUGAUCAACUUUUAUUAAAAAUUUUACAAAUAAAUUGUGUACAUGAUUAUUUUUAAUGUAUAUUGUGAUGAAUUUUUUAAGGCAUUGUUACUAGUAUACUGCAAGAUGUCCAAGUUAAUAUGUGAAAAAUAUUAAAUCUUUGUUCAUAGAUGCA
Molecule: messenger RNA, 1306 nt
Organism: Ostrea edulis (European flat oyster)
Lineage: Eukaryota; Metazoa; Mollusca; Bivalvia; Ostreida; Ostreidae
Exons: 9
Coding region: 47-979 (310 amino acids)
Source: RefSeq, a predicted model, not a curated record